This is a messenger RNA of Stegodyphus dumicola, 511 nucleotides long. RefSeq names its product mitochondrial ribosomal protein S24 (gene mRpS24). Gene Ontology annotation, cellular component: mitochondrion. Gene Ontology annotation, biological process: translation. NCBI's taxonomy places the organism in Eukaryota, Metazoa, Arthropoda, Arachnida, Araneae, Eresidae. The record is from RefSeq and is a predicted model, not a curated record.
AUCCCUGUGUAUGAGAUAUGUGCAAAACGUCUCUUCAGUGUGACACCGAUAUGUUCAAAAUCACAUGCUGGAAGAUAUAGACGUACUAAAAGACAUGAUAAACCUCUGACAUAUGAGCAAUUUAAUGGUCCACAUCAGAUACAUCAUCGGAAAUCUUGGAAUACAUGGAAUACAAGUAAUUUGCUGGAUGGCCUGAGGUCUUCUGAAACAGCAGUUGAAGACUUUUUUAUUCGUAAAUUUAUGUUUGGUACCUGGCACAGGUUGUUUGUCUCUGAAGUAAUCAUCAAAAGACGACACAAUUUAAUUGUUAUAGCUGGUAUUAUAGUGCGGAAUAUUCAAGUGAGAAAAUUAUAUUUUCUCAUAGGUUAUACAGAAGAAAUGCUGAGUUAUAUUUUCAAGUGUCCUGUAAAAUUAGAGCUACAGAGUACCAAAGACAAGACUGAUGUUGUAUUUAAAUAUGUGUAAAUCUUAUGAUCUCUUAUUAUGUACAUUAAAGUAGUUUUUACCAUUG